AUGGAUGACCAAACGCAGUCUAACAACAAGAAAAACGACGACGACCAAGUUACUGAACAACCAGCAGAACCUAAACCGUCGGUCGCCGGAGCCGGUGGUGGAAAUUGGGGUGGCUGGGGAUUUUCUCCGCUUUCCAUUCUCUCCGAUCUUCAGAAGGCCGCUGCUGUCGCUGCUGAAGAGAUCUCUCGCAAUGCUGCUUCAGUAGCAGAGACAGCAUCAAAGAGCAUUGCAGAGUUGCAAAUCACUGCUGAAGAUUCUGAAUCUCCCAAAGAGGAUGUAGGGGAGGAAGAAUCUGCAAAGGAAAGUGGCGAUGAGAGCGAGACUGCCCCAUUGCGAAAGUCUGCUCUGGAUAAAUUGGAGAAAGCUAGUGAAGAUUCACUGCUUAGCCAGGGUUUGAAGGUUUUUGAUAACUCUGUGGAGACUUUUGCUUCUGGAGCAUGGAGUGCUUUAGGAAAUGCGUGGAGAGGGGGCAGUGACUUAGUACACAAGCUCGAGAAUUCAGCUUCAAACCUUGCAGGAGCUGUACAACAUGAUGGACCAGGAGCUGCAGGUUCUAAUGCACCUUCCCUGUUAGAGACUGGAAAAGCUUUUACUGCAAAAGGAAUGCAAGUGCUUGAAUAUGUGGGUAAGGAGACAAUUGACUUAUUAAUCAGUGAAACUGGAAUUGAGGUUGAAAAGGCUAGAAAAGAAGGUGAUGGAGAUCAAUUAUUCGAAGAAGUGACAUUUGAUCGAUGUUUUUACAUUUAUGGAGGUCCGGAGCAGCUGGAGGAACUGGAGGCUUUGUCUAGUCAUUAUGCCUUGUUGUUUAACAGGAGAAAAACAAAAUUAUCUGCAGAGCAAAAAUCUUUAUUUGAAGGGAAGCUUAAAGAGGUGCAACAAAUUUUUGAUUUGAGUACUGAAAUUGAUGCUGGAGCUGAUUCUAACAAAGGAAAAACAAUAAAGAGAGAGAAUGGGGGAAGCAGUGAUGAGAUAAAGAACUUACAUGAUUCAAGUGUUGGCAAGGCUGCUGAAAUGGCUGCUGGUUUCACGAAUGCCUUGGCUGGCCUAGCUAUUAAUGAUAUAAUUCAGAGAACUUCUGGAAGAAUAGACUCUCUUCAUUCCGAGGGAGUUCAUAGACUGUCUGAAAUGUGCUGUUUCGCGGUGUCACAACUUCUUACGUUAGGCAAAUCCUUCAUUUCUCUUGCCAACAAAACUGAGGAUGAAGAAAUUGACGCCGAUAAGGCUAACAUAGAGUGGCCUGAAGACGUUUCUGAAAAAGCUAAGAUCAUAAGGAUAAAUACCCAGACAAUGAUUGGAUAUUUGAAAGCAGUUUCCAACAGCUUUAUUACAGGCAUAUCUGAUGUAUCUGAGGCCUAUCAAGCUGCCAUUAAAGGUGUUACUGCUGAGUCUCCCACAGAUGUUCCCAAGGCAUCAUCAGUUAAAGAAAAAGCCGAUUCUUUCACUGAACACCUUCGAGCUGAUCAAACCACAGCAAUAAGUAAAAUCCAGGACGGGGUGCAAUUUUUAGCUCACGUUGUCCUUUCAACCUCAAUGAAUGCUGCUUGA
Messenger RNA from Lathyrus sativus (Indian pea), 1545 nucleotides. The record is from the annotation of a GenBank genome assembly. NCBI's taxonomy places the organism in Eukaryota, Viridiplantae, Streptophyta, Magnoliopsida, Fabales, Fabaceae.